Physcomitrium patens is the source of this 1850-nucleotide messenger RNA. The record is from RefSeq and is a predicted model, not a curated record. Lineage: Eukaryota; Viridiplantae; Streptophyta; Bryopsida; Funariales; Funariaceae.
UAACAACAAUAGCGAUGGCGAGUUGAUGAGAGCUUCUGAUCUUGAUCACAUUUCUAGACAGACAGGAGUAGAAUCUCGGUGCGGAGAGCAGACUUUGCGUUUCAGCGAUGGAUGCCACGGGACGUCCUGCUGUUAUCAUCGACAAUGGCACUGGGUAUACGAAGGUGGGAUUUGCAGGGAAUGUGGAACCUUGUUUUAUCAUUCCUACGGUGGUGGCAGUCAAUGAGUCAUUUUUGGGUCAAUCGGCUCCAAAGAUUGGCACAGCUGCUUAUCACAACGCCGGAGUAAUGGCUGAUCUGGAUUUCUUCAUUGGUGAAGAGGCUCUUGCAAAACAACACGCGAGUGCGUAUUCUCUCAGUUAUCCUAUUCGUCAAGGCCAGAUUGAGAACUGGGAUACUAUGGAGCGAUUCUGGCAGCAGUGCCUUUUUAAUUAUUUGCGAUGCGACCCCGAGGAUCAUUACAUGCUGCUUACUGAGAGCCCUUUGACUGCACCAGAGAAUCGCGAAUACAUGGGAGAAAUCAUGUUCGAGACUUUCAACGUGCCAGGAUUGUAUAUUGCAACUCAAGCAGUCUUAGCCUUAGCAGCUGGCUACACAAGUUCCAAGUUGGAAAUGACGGGGGUGGUGGUGGAUGCUGGGGAUGGCAUGACUCAUGUUGUUCCAGUAUCGGACGGAUAUAUCAUUGGCAGCAGUAUCAAAUCGAUUCCUGUGGCAGGCCGGGAUCUCUCUAAUUUUGUCCAACAGCUGAUGCGAGACCAGUAUGAACCUGUGCCUCCUGAGGAUUCAUUAGAUGUGUCUAGAAGGAUAAAGGAGAUGUACUGCUACACAUGUGCUGAUAUCGUGAAGGAGUUCGGUAAGCAUGACAAGGAACCUGCUAAAUACGUCAAGCAAUGGAAAGGAAACAACUCAAAGACUGGAGCACCGUUUUCUUGUGAAAUUGGAUACGAAAGAUUCUUGGCUCCAGAGAUUGAGGUGUUUUUCUCUCCGGAGAUUUACAGCAGUGACUUCACAACUCCUUUGCCAGAGAUUGUUGACAACUGCAUACAGUCAGCUCCUAUAGAUAGUCGUCGUGCCCUAUAUAAGAAUAUUGUUCUUUCUGGAGGUUCUACUAUGUUCAAAGAUUUUCAAAGAAGGUUAGAUCGAGAUAUUAAGAAACGUGUAGAUGCACGAGUAUCAGCUUCAGAGAGCAAAAGUGGGAGUGGUCAGAGAGCUCAAGCAGUCGAAGUUAAUGUAGUGGGCCAUCCCAUGCAACGGUUUGCGGUCUGGUUUGGAGGCUCUCUUCUGGCGUCUACCCCUGAUUUUUACAAUGCUUGCCAUACGAAAGCUGAAUAUGCAGAAUACGGUUCCAGUAUGUGCCGCCUCAAUCCUGUCUUUAAGGUGUGACAGGUUUAUCGAGGCUUAAAUCUCCCUGAUCAGGGAUUCAAUUCCGAGCUGUUACUGCGAGGGAUUUUGUAGUAACAUACGUUCUCAACCCUCCACUAAUAAACCAAGAGUGCUGAGAGGAAGUGUUUGCUCUUGAGCAUUUCCUCUGCAACAUAUGAAAUUACUAUUACAGGCAUUAGGCUGUGCAUGCCUACCGAAGUGCGUAGUUGUGGGUGUAGAAAAGAUGAAGUUCAAUGCAGUUGUUUUUAGCUCUGUAGAAGUGAUCUCCUUUGUUGUAGGUCUUUCAAAGUCUUGCGAAAUCAAGACUUUAGUAUAUGUUAUAUGCAGGGAUCUAAGUGCAAUCGUAAUUUGUCAUUGCAGCAGAUCCUGUAUAUGACACAAUACUAACUGUUAUGAAUAUUUUAAGCUUGUGAACUCCACCAGUACAAUUUUUUUGAAUUGGUAAUGUAAUUAGUUAAGCAGCUGAAA